AUGUCUUUAAUGUCAUUUGAAGUUCCGACAAGCCCCAAUUUGAGGACUAUUACACCAUUAUCAGGCGAUUCUGGCUUGGCAUCAAUCUGGAAAUCUUCUUCAAAUGAUCUUUUUACAGCACCUUCAUCUCCAGAAGUCAGCACUUCUUCAAUCCUCAGUGUUAUGUGUAUGAAUGUUCCUCGAACACCAAAGAAAUCUUUAUACGUUCCUCCACGCAUUGAAUCUCCAAAACCAAAAAAGUCAAAGCCAAAAGCAGUCGAUUAUAUAUAUUCGAGUGUUUCGUUUACAUCAAGUGAAAACCCCAUAUUUGAUGAUGUUUAUCUCAAAGAAAAGACUUUUGUAUAUAAAGGUAUGGAGAAUCAAGAGUUUGCUUGGAGUGAUUUCAAGCGAAUUGUUCCACAAGCUGAACAAAGUGUCGUUGCUACAUCUAAUCUUGUAUUUUAUUUCAAAAAAGAUAAUGCUUAUGGUAAAGCUUUGACUUCAUCUGCGCAAAGCAAAUUAGACAAAGCUUGUGGCGAUUCUUCAGAUAUAAGCAUAGAAAUUGCUGUUAAGAUAUUAGAUGACAUGGCUAAGUCUGAAAAGUUUUUGAUAUAUUCAACAAGCUCUUUCAAUUAUAGUACUGUAACACCAAUUAUUAAAAAAUACAUCAAGAUGGGCUCCCAAUCAGGCCCACUGCAUAGACAUAUUUUUUCAGGAUAUCUCUUUCCAACGUUAAUUGAUGCAUUGCAAAGAGUUUACGAGGAUGAAAAAGCUAUCAAGAAGUACAUGGUUUCUUUACAUUAA
Trichomonas vaginalis G3 is the source of this 783-nucleotide messenger RNA. RefSeq lists its product as uncharacterized. The coding region runs from base 1 to 783 and encodes 260 amino acids. The transcript has a single exon. Lineage: Eukaryota; Parabasalia; Trichomonadida; Trichomonadidae. The record is from RefSeq and is a predicted model, not a curated record.